Daldinia decipiens is the source of this 1092-nucleotide messenger RNA. Its product is annotated as SUR7/PalI family-domain-containing protein. The transcript has 3 exons. Lineage: Eukaryota; Fungi; Ascomycota; Sordariomycetes; Xylariales; Hypoxylaceae. The coding region runs from base 109 to 1044 and encodes 311 amino acids. Gene Ontology annotation, cellular component: cell cortex of cell tip; plasma membrane. Gene Ontology annotation, biological process: fungal-type cell wall organization. The record is from RefSeq and is a predicted model, not a curated record.
UUUAUGAAAUCUGUGGUUAACUACAUCUACAUCUACAUAAGCUGCUGAGACUAAGUCCUGGGAGAUUGGAGAAACCCGGCGCACUUUGAACUAUAGGAUUUAUCGAAUAUGACAUUUGGAUCUCUCUCUAAUUUUCGAAGGCGACCGGCGACAGCGACGUCUUCUCACGAUGGCCAAAAGGAAAGCCCCCAGCCAAUCAUUGAAAACCCGGCCGUCUUAAAGAGGGAAACUAGAGCACGUCGAGUUGCUAUCGGGAUAUCAUGCUUCUGCUAUAUAAUGGCCGUCAUCUUCUUGAUUCUGGUCGAGAUAGGAAAUACGAGAAAUGCCCCCCUCAUACGUGACAUGUAUUUCUUCAAACUUGAUCUUUCCGACAUUCUUCCCCAAUCAGCGCCGACAAGUUUGACUUUGCAAAACUCGAUCGCACGGACUUUAGGUCUACACGAUUUCUAUCAGGUUGGCCUCUGGAAUUUUUGCGAAGGAUAUAAUACCGAUGGAAUCACAUAUUGUUCAACCCCGACUACUCUCUAUUGGUUCAACCCAGUAGAGAUCCUACUUGGCGAAUUAUUUGCAGGAGCUUCUAUCGCGUUACCUGCCCAAGUGAAUGAAAUCUUGAAUAUCUUGCGCAUCGCUUCGAAUAUCAUGUUCGGAUUUUUCCUUACGGGGCUGCUUCUGAACUUUGUUCUGAUGUGCCUAGCCCCAGUUGUCGUGUUCUCGCGAUGGUGGAGCGGUCCUUUGGGUUUCCUCGCCUUACUUUCUACGCUGCUGGUCCUGAUCGCUAGCGCUCUUGGCACAGCUAUGUCUCUUAUUUUUAAAUACGCCUUGACAUCACAAACCGACCUAAAUGUCAAUGCUGAUGUCGGUCUGAAGAUGCUUGCAUUUAUGUGGAUAGCAACUGGAUUUACAUUGAUUUCCUUUAUUAUCCAUGCUGGCUUAUGCUGUUGCUGUACAUCGCGCCGGGACAUCCGUACUGGACGAAGGACUGCAAGGCAUGCCAACGAGGUUACCUCAAACGAGAAGAAAAGUAGGACGACAGCAGCUGCUUAGGGUUAAUAGUAGAGGCCUUUGAGCCACUGGUUAGAGAAGACAUUUCUA